AUGCAAUACAAGCUAGCGUCAAAGAGAUCGACUAUGAUUUUGUAGCUCCAAAAAUAAAAGCUGGUUCCAUUUAUGAAAUAACACAUUUCCACACUGGUCGCAACAAACCAUCUCACAAAAUUGUACCACACGUUGCACAAUUGUUCUUUAAUGCAAGAACAACUUUCAAAGAACUGCCAACCAUUCAGCCACACAUUCCACGACAUCGAUUUUAUUUGGUUGAUUAUACUCAAUUGUCCACUCGGAUUGACAAAAUUGACAUCCUAACAGAUGUUUUUGGACACAUUACUGCAAUACAACCAUUGGAACAAAAAAUGGUGGGCAAUGAAAGGCUUGAGGAUAAAUGGGAAGUCUGCAUCGAAAAUAUCAGGAAAGAAGAUGUUAGAAUAACCCUGUGGGGAAAUACUGCAAAAACUUUUGAUUCCCAAGCUUUACAACAAUCGACAUCACCAAUAUUCGCAGCUUUUACAAGCCUGAAAGUUAAACAAUUUCAAGGGAAAAUUGUUCUGAACAGUAGUGUCUCCACAUUAAUUUUUAUCAAUCCAGAUAUACAAGAAUUGGCGGCCUACAAAACGAUCUUUAAUGACUCCACACAUGCCGUUAAAAUGAUGCCUUCUUCCACCGCUCAACUAAUGACACCUCAAUAUUUAGAAGCUGCUAAAAAGCUGUCUGUCCAAGAGUUAAACGUUCUUGAUCCAGAGACACAUAAGGACACUCCCAUUUUAUGCAGAGCAGCUAUUACGCGUUUUGACACACGUAAUGGUUGGUGGUAUAAAGCAUGUCCAUCUUGCUUUAAACAACUUCGAACUGCUGCCCACCGUGAUGAACUUUUGUGCCCAAAACACAAUAAUCAAAUUCCUCUCCCUUGGUUCAAAGUGAGCUUGGUGCUUGAAGAUUCAACUGAUGAAACUAAUGCUAUCAUAAUUGGAAGACCAGCAGAACAACUGUUUAAAAUUUCUUGCAAUGAAUUGGUUGUUCAAAGAGGUUUUACCGACCAACAACAAUUACCAGAUGUGAUUCUACAAACAAGAGGACAAGUUAAAAUUUUCCAACUUCGAUUUGGAAGCAUGAGAAGUGAUUUCAACAGAAAUGAUCUACUCAUUCAAGCAAUCUUCGAUGACACAAUGCCGCUUAUUGAACCAACACCGCAAUCAUCUGAAAAAAGUUUGGCUGCACAUGAUACAGAAACUAUUGGAGCACAAAUGGUUCCACCCAUUACCCCACUUCUCUCAAAGCCAAUUCCAAGUGCAUCUUCCACAAGCUCAGCUGAUGCUUCUAUAACAGAAGUUACUCCAAUUUCAAAAAAAAGAUACAAAGACGCUGUCAAAAGAGCUCUAUUCACCUUUCGUCCAUCAAAAAACCAAAAAGCAUCUCUUCCAGUCAUGUUCAAACCGAAACCAAAUCUGAAAAAAUGGUUACAACAAAAACCAUGGAAGAAACUGUAUCAGAUUCUGAUUUACCAAUCAUUGGCCUCAAGAAAAAAUCAAACAUGGAGAAUUUGCCAACCAGCACUUCUACCUCAAAAAUAAAGGUCGAGACCUCCAUCAAAGAAAAAAAAAAUCAUGAAGAAAGUGCAAAACAAGGCUCGCCCAAUUAGAUAACGUGGUGUACAAAACUAUCCAAAUUUUGCUAUUUUGAUGUCUACUUCCUACUAUAAACAUCUCAAUGUAUAUAAAAACAAGUGUAGUACUUUAACAUAACAAGUAGCCUGUAAAAUAUGUUAUUACAUGCUUUUUUCCAAC
Messenger RNA from Prunus dulcis (almond), 1742 nucleotides. RefSeq names its product replication protein A 70 kDa DNA-binding subunit B-like. Gene Ontology annotation, biological process: DNA repair; DNA replication; DNA recombination. Lineage: Eukaryota; Viridiplantae; Streptophyta; Magnoliopsida; Rosales; Rosaceae. Gene Ontology annotation, cellular component: nucleus. Bases 315 to 1529 code for a protein of 404 amino acids. Gene Ontology annotation, molecular function: DNA binding. The record is from RefSeq and is a predicted model, not a curated record. The transcript has 9 exons.